Haemorhous mexicanus (house finch) is the source of this 5674-nucleotide messenger RNA. It is a transcript of the gene MFAP3L, whose product is annotated as microfibril associated protein 3 like. The transcript has 4 exons. Bases 264 to 1409 code for a protein of 381 amino acids. NCBI's taxonomy places the organism in Eukaryota, Metazoa, Chordata, Aves, Passeriformes, Fringillidae. The record is from RefSeq and is a predicted model, not a curated record.
GCGGCGGCGGCGGGCGCUGCCGCGGGGCGGCGGCAGCAGCGGCGGCAGCACAGCGGCACCGGCAGCGGCAGCGAGCGAGCGAGCGGGAGCAGCGGGCGGGCAGGAACAUACAUGAGAGAGUACAUUCCCAGGAAUAAGAAGAAGGAGUAGGAUAUUUUAAGCAUAAAAUUGCACAGAUCAAAGUAGAACUCUCCUGUGACCUGCUCACCUCAAGGACUCAACAGAAUCAGUUCCCAGCCACUCGUGUACACCACUGAAGGAAAAUGGACAUACUGAACAGCCGCCACUUUUUGUACUUUCUGCCUACCACACGCCUUGUCAUCUUAUUAGCAGCUUUGACCACUGCUGAGGAUGUGAGUAACAGCACUUUCAACCGCACUGACACACAGCCGGGGGCCGCGCCUGUGGUCAUCUCCCGCAUCGACCACAUCAUAGUCAAGGAGGGCAGUAGUGCCUUGAUUGACUGCAAUGUCCAAGGGAGUCCCAGCCCACGUUACAGAUGGUACAAUUCCAAUGGCCGCCUGCUCCAAGAGGAGGAGAAUAAAGGAAAAUGGUGGUUUCUUGACAAUGGGCUACUAAACAUUACCCGCGUGUCAUUUGAAGACAGAGGUAAAUACACGUGUGUUGCAUCUAAUACGUACGGCAGCGUUAACAAUACUGUGACGCUGAGGGUUGUUUUUACCUCUGGAGAUAUGGGAAUCUAUUACAUGAUUGUCUGCCUUGUCGCUUUUACCAUUGUUAUGAUACUGAACAUUACUCGGUUAUGUAUGAUGAGCAGUCAUCUGAAGAAAACCGAGAAAGCAAUCAAUGAAUUCUUCAGAACAGAAGGGGCAGAGAAACUUCAGAAGGCCUUUGAGAUUGCAAAGCGUAUCCCAAUUAUCACAUCAGCCAAAACGCUUGAGCUUGCCAAAGUAACCCAGUUCAAGACCAUGGAAUUUGCCCGCUAUAUUGAAGAGCUUGCUCGGAGCGUACCUUUGCCACCUCUCAUCAUGAACUGCAGGACUAUAAUGGAAGAAAUUAUGGAGGUUGUCGGUCUGGAGGAACAAGGACAAAAUUUUGUACGGCAGGCAGCAGAAGGUCAGGAGACCACUGAAACUGAUGAGCUUUAUAUGAUCCCAAAUGCUUUGACGCGCAGUGAAUCUCCCACAGGUGACUCGGACGCAUCGUCACUGCAUGAGCCACCUCAACAGAUUGCAAUAAAAGUGUCAGUUCACCCAUUGUCCAAAAAAGACUGCAUGGAUGGUCAGUCACAGGAAAGCAUGCAGUUGGACACCAAGGAAGAAGACACUCCUCAAACACCAGCACUUCCUGUGGAGCCCCCUCCUGAGCCUUCUGCUGAACACAGUUCUGAUGACACAGCAUUGGCAAAUGACAAAAAUACAUGUGUUAUAUAUGAAAGCCAUGUAUGAUAGUUACUCCUGAAUCUAUGCAUAGCAGGAAAAUCAGGUGGAGCUCUUUUAAAAAUACAUAUUGUACUUGCCGCUAAGCCUUACCUGGAGACUAUCAUAGCAAAAGCAUGUAAGUGGAUUAUUUGGCACUUUCUUCUCAGUUUCAGUUUAGUUUACCAUGAUGUAUGGCAGAGUAAUUGCUAUUACAUUAAUAUUAAUUGCUCUUUUUGAUUAGGAGUAUUUCCAAGAAACAUUUACCUCAGCAUUUUCUAGGAUGGAGUCACCUGUAGUGGCUCCUGGAAGUCAAUGGUAGUCUUCGGUGUAGGACACUUGAACUUACUAAACAUAAAACUGGUUUCCAUUUUCCUCCUUCACUCUCAUUAUUUCCAUCUAUUGCAUUUUUGCAAAUAUUAACUUGUGAAUUUGAAAUAUUGCCCAAGAGGCAGCACUCCAGUAGCCAAAUAAAAUCCUAAUAGAUCCCAUUUACAAAGCCUGUUUGCUCAGCUGCAUUGUGAUUUAGAGGGCUAUUAAAGAAAGUUAAAAUGUUUCCAUUUCAUUUGAGACCACACUGCUUAGCCACAUGGGAAAUAGUUUUCCCUUUUUCAUGGAAUGGAGAUGCCAACAAUCAUUUGUUUUGCAUGAAGAAACAACUUUGAGGUGUAUAUUACAGACGGGAAAGCCAUCAGAAAGUUGCAGUUCAACGGCUCUGCAGGGGUUUUUUGCAUACAUUUGAGCAGUUUCUAUGUUGCUGGAAGUUUAUACAGCAGACAGCUGCAAAUAUGCAAGAUGUCUUAUUUUGAAGUAAUGUGGAAGCAGUAACUAUGUACUACCUUACAAGAAGAUAUGCAGGUUCCAUAACAGUCCUGGAAAUGCCAGUAGUCAGUUGAUAACAAGGCUGAAAUAGCAAAGUACCCUUUUAUUUAGCUUCUUAAUUUUGGUAUUCUGAAGAUCAAUUCUAAAUUCAUAUAUAAGGAUCAGUUUGAGAGUUGUAUCCAAACUGAAAAAAAAAUAUAAUCAAGUGUCCUAUAAAAUUACAAAGACAGUCAUGCAAACUGUUAAAUGUGAUAUAAUUGCAUUGAGAUUUUGGGAACCUCCUACGUGUAGGAUGUUCACUGCUCGAGUACACGUGACUCUACCCCAGUAAAGCUUCAAUGAUCGUAGCAAUUGUGGUGUUAAAAAGGAUCAACAUCUCUGCCAGGAAAUGCCAGGAGUGGAAGGGAAGUAAUAAUUUCUCUUGCAGAUAGACAAUAAAAAGUACCUUCUCUGCAGUGAGUUUGGAAAGAAAUCACUUACAAGGAGUUUGUGUAGAGUUAAUAGCAUAUUACUUAAUUACCUGACACGUUUAGUUUGACACUAAUGAACAAACUAUCACCUUAUAGAGUUUAAGAAGGAUUGUAGUAUAAAUAUAGAUACUUAAAAUAAAUCUGGAAUCAGGUAUACUGUAGAAAAAGAAGUCUCUUAGGUCUAUAAGGAGAUGAUACAUGGAUGGCUCUCUGGACAUUUUAACAAAGCAGCCACAUCUUCAUAGGGUGUCUGUUGGAGGCAAUCAGUUAUAUUAACUGCACAGGUAAUCAAGAUCAGACAAAGUCAGUGUUGCAGGUACAUAAAAGAGCCCUUGAUAAUGAACUGAGGUCUUGUGUCAACUUCCUUAUGUUAAAGUGCAGAGCCUCACCAGCAGUGCAAUACAGGAAUACCCCAUGACUUACAUGGGUGAUGCAGAGAUGGCUCCAUAUUUAUCUUUCUGUGGUUAUUAAAAAAAAAAUACUUGUUUAAUAAUUGACUUCAGAUUUUACAACCAGUUUGUAAGAAAUGUCAGCAUUCAGAUGUCUCAUUUUUUUGUGCUUACCACAGUGGCAGGUUUCUACACAAAAUGCAUUUGCACAAGCUCAAAAGGAAACAUGCAAGGGCAAAGUCCUCUUAGGAAUGUGACUGGAAACAUUUGAGUUCCAGUGAAGCAAUAUAAAUGUAAGACAGAAGUUAGUUUAAAAGAAUACCAUUAAGAACCUCACUUCUGACCAGUGUGAUUGACAGUAGUAGUAUGAUGCAAACUUGUCUGAAUCCAAAGGACAUUUCUGUUUAGUGUUCACAUCAGUUUUUCAAGUUACUUGAUUUGCUUCUGAUAUGAAAAAGGACAAGGGCAGAAACAAAAGCAGGAACUUGCACCAAACUCCUUUAAUUCACCUUAACCUCCUGAGGAGAGGAACACUGAUAUUUCUGCCUGUCCAGCAUUUACAAACAAUGCCCAUGCAUUCUAAAAUUGCCUACCUGGUGCCCAACUAAGAUUGCACAGAUAAGCAAGGAUGUUCUCCUUGAAAGCAUAAAAAUAACUUUUAAAUUACACUUUUUUUUUUAAAGUUAUAAAAAUAUUUAUUACAGUAUUUUAAUUUUAAUCUUUUUAGAUUAUGAAGUUUUUACAGUAGAGAUCAGCCUCUUUAGUAUUUAUUGAGAAACAUUUGAGAGCAAACAAUCCCCAUGGAUUUCUUCAGUAUCACUGUGUAAACUUCCUUGAAGAUACAAAUGGUGUUUUUCUCCAGAGGCUGCCCACAAAGGGCACGUUUGAAGUACACACAAAUGCACAUUGCAAACCACAUGUAAGCAACCAGUACUUGGAUCAGAUACAUGCCAUACAUGGAGGGCUGGAUUCCUGCUGUUGCAAGGUCAGAGGGAACCCUGGAUUUUCUAGAGCUGGAGUCAGAGAUGAGAGUUCACAGGUAGGACUGCUCCAGCCAGUCUGGACAUUUAGCUUUAUGUUAUUAUCAGAAUAAAAACUAAACAGCACUGUAGCUAAAGAAAAUACAGAUUUUAUCCAGAACCGAUGGUUCUGGUUUAUGUGGUUUUUUGGUGGUUUUGUAUCUGCUGCUCAGUGUCUUAUGCACCCAUUAUAUGACACUCCUAAGCCUAAAGCUUUUUAUAUGUUUUCAGGAACUUCCUUUGUGGAAGACAGAUGGGAAGCAAGACCCAAACCUGUCUUUCCUGUUCCAAACUUUCCAGCUGUGCUAUUAUAAAGUAUGCAAUUAUGUCUCACAGUAUUUCUUAGCACAUGGCUAUUUUAUGAUCCAAAAACAAAACUAGCAAACAUAAAAUUAAUAAUGGCUAUAAGAAAAUAUUAAUGUUUGCAUUGUUAUAUAUUUUCAUGCACCUUUAGCACUUCAGGGGCAUUAAUCUGUUCCCAUCAUUGGACUAUGCACACUUUUUGUUGCAUUUUUCUAUUUAUUGUUCCACCAAACACUAAUGGUUCUUAAAACACUCAGAAUCUGGAAAAUCCAGUCCAACUGAAAUUACAUUCUAAAAGCAAAGGAACACCAAACCAGGUUUAAUAAGGAAAAGAGAUUUGCACAAUUAUAUUUACACCAUUUUCAAACAGUUUUGCCAAACUUCAUGAAAGAUGACUAGAUUUCUGCAGCAGAAAAAAUCAGUGUUGGAUUUGAAUUUCACACUUAUUAUUCUUUUUUCGGUAAAUGUAAGACCAUACUAAUCAGAUCACUUAACCAUAGUAUUCACUAUCUAUUUUCUCUGCAUUCUCUUUUUGAGCAGCAUUUGUUUCCUGCUGGUCCUUUUUUUUGUUCUCUCAUUCAAGCAUGUUUGUGAUGAAACCUAUCCUUCAGGGCUUUUUUUGUCUGUCGUAUAAAAAAUUUAAAAGAACCCAUAGACCAGCAUUUUGUGCAGGUUUGUUGGUACUUGGUAAGGCACAGAAGUACACUCCUGUGCUUAAAAGUUACUGUAUAAUCAUAAGACUUGCAAAAUGGCAUAUACAGGCAGAGGUUGAUUUUUUUUAAAUCAGUGCCUGUUUUAUUCUAAUGUAGGUACUAUGUCAGUUCCUUGAUUUGCAGUUACCUUUUGACAAAAGUACUGUAACAUAUAACCAGGGCUUUCUGACUUUCAGUUUGGUCAGAUUAACUAAUUCUAGAAAGUGUUAACAGUGUCAGAUUUUCAAAGUUCUCAUGGGAUAUCUUGGCAGCAUGCUAUUUUAAGAGUUGGCCUCUUAAGUAUGCCAUAUUUAGUGGGACAACUGAAAGCUUCUUAGAUGCAAAGGAAAUGCUUGCACUAAAGUCUCGUAAGUUAUAUUUCAUUUAUUAUGAAAUCUUUUUUGGUUUUACAAGAAAUGUAAGACAAAUAUGAAUGUGUUCUUUUGAGAAGCAGUUGCUGUAUUUUGAUUUAAAUAACUGUUAUGAUUUUAUAGCUCACGGCCGUAAACCACAAAGAGAAAAGUUCAUGCUGAAGUGGCAAAAUGAAAUGUGAUGUAGCUUGUACAUUGAUCAUUGUUUCAAUAAAGAAUUUGCACAGAG